AUGGCUAUUACAGAAGCAGAGAGUCUGCAGCUGGCAUUAUCAUCCUUCAAGAAACAAGCAAGAGGUCUCCAUCCACCUAGUUCAACCAACUCGUCAGGCAUUUUGGUCCACAGGCCAAACUGUAUCAUAACUACAUUGCCACCACCUAAGUUCACCCGCACAGAGGAUACUGGUCACCAACCUGCUGGAAUACCCGCUUCAACACAACGGCAUCAGGAUUGUUUGCACAUUUUAAAAACAAGAAAAUGGAAACAUCAAGCUCAUCGCAUACAUUUCGAAAGUGGUGUUAGAAUGGGUGUUGGGACCUUCAAUUUAAUACUAUCAAUAUUACCAGCCAGAAUCAUCAAAGUAUUUGAACUUGUAGGAUUCUCUGGAAAUAAGAAUUAUGGCAUUUCACUACUAGAAGCUAGUCAUGAAGAGCAAAGAGGACUUUGUCAAAUAAUAUGUACUAUGACACUACUUUCAUACAAUUUAAUUCUUACUUCAUUCUUAUGCUACUCUGAUGGCGAUUGAAAAUGGUGUGAAAAAGCCUUAGAAGAACAGCUUAAAAUGUAUCCAGAAGGAGCAUGGUUCCUGUUUCUAAAAGCAGAAUUAGAGUUUAUUAAGAGUGGUAUUGAAAAUAGUAUUGUAUGGUAUAAGAAGUCUAGAGUAAGUCAAGAUAUUUGGCCUCAGUUUCAUAAUCUUUGUUAUUGGGAACUUAUGUGGGUGUAUUAUAUACAAUCAAAAUGGUAUAGUGCCUGGAAAUUUUCUGAAUUUCUUUCAAAAGAAUUUAAUUGGUCAAAAACAGUAUACUUUUACCAACAAGCUGCUGUUAUGCUUAUGUUAAAACCUGAUUUAAAAAGUAAGGAACAGUUACAAAUAGAUGAAUUGAUGAUUCUGACUCCAAAAUUCAAACAACGUAUUGCUGGAAAAUCACUUCCUAUGGAAAAAUUUGUUAUCAAAAAGACUGAGCGUUAUUUUGCUCAAAAAAGAUUUUUAGUUUUACCCAUUUACGAGUUAAUGUAUGUUUGGAAUUUUUUCAGAAUACUUGGAAAGCAAUCUGAUAGACUCAUACACGUUUUCAAGGUCUUAGAAAAAGAAGACGAUUUGCUAAAGCAAGGCCCCUAAGACAAAUACCAUGCAGAUAAUACAAGACUUAUACUGCUACUUAAAGGAACUUGUCUCCGACAUAUGAAAUUAUAUUUGCAAGCCCAAGAUUACCUUAAACAAGUUUUGAAAAUGGGUAGAAGCAUUGAAGAUGAUACUUAUUUGCUUCCUUUUUCCACAGUUGAAUUAGCUCUAUUAGCCUAUGACUAA
Messenger RNA from Copidosoma floridanum, 1296 nucleotides. Its product is annotated as tetratricopeptide repeat protein 39B-like. NCBI's taxonomy places the organism in Eukaryota, Metazoa, Arthropoda, Insecta, Hymenoptera, Encyrtidae. The record is from RefSeq and is a predicted model, not a curated record.